Alternaria rosae is the source of this 735-nucleotide messenger RNA. RefSeq lists its product as uncharacterized. Lineage: Eukaryota; Fungi; Ascomycota; Dothideomycetes; Pleosporales; Pleosporaceae. The record is from RefSeq and is a predicted model, not a curated record. Bases 1 to 735 code for a protein of 244 amino acids. The transcript has 3 exons.
AUGCCUGAUAACUUCGACAACAACAACAGCCCCGACGAUGAAGAGCCUUCUGGUGGUGGUGGGUAUCGCCCCCUGAAACACCUGGACGAAUCUCUGUUCCCAAACAACGACGGGGACUUCGCAUCUUCGUUCAUGCAGCCACGUGGACCAGCAAGCCAGCUUCACACUCGACCCUCAGCGGCAAAUCCACCCCCAUGGGAAGACCCAGCUCAGGCUUGGCGGUACGUGGAUGAUGACAGGGUAUGGACCGGCGAAUCUUUCGUAGUUUCUCGUCGUACUCAGCCGGAUACGCGGAUAGGCAGGGCCAAUCCGCAGACCUCUGGAUUUUCCACAGCAGCCGUAGCCCCACAAGAUCCUGCUCAAAUGCAAGCACCGAGAGGCCUACAUGGUCCUGGUGUCUUUGACUUCAUUGGACAGCCGCAAGCUCCAGUAGGCCUUCAGCAGCGUGGACUAGAUAGCUUUCCAUCUUUAGUUCCUGGUAGCCGCGACAGUGUCGUGCGAGGUUCACCUGCAGCUCCUAGAAAAACGGUGAAGCCCUCUGCGCCUAGCAACAAUGGCCAAUUCGUGUUCACCGGCUGGAACGAUGAAGCCAAGCGGGAGCUCUUCAUGUGGAAAGUGAAGCGCAAGAAAGGCUACACAUUCUUCUUGCAUCUCUUUCCUGGUGAGACUGUGGAGUCACUACACGAAGCUUUCAAGGAGUACAAGUACGAAGGAGAGCGUCUCUUCAACGGAUAA